CUUUUUUUUUUUUUUUUUUUCUUUUCUUCUACAUUUUUUUUUUUGUUAAAAAAUUAUGAUCAUCACUAAGGUUUCUCGCUCAUCUUUUGGAUCUAUUCUUGCUAGUCGAUCUUUAAGCAAACGGGUUUAUAGUAGUUCUAUUAAUCAUACUGAAUCUCUUAAAAAGACUGCCCUAUAUGAUUUUCAUAUUCAGUAUGGAGGAAAGAUGGUGCCAUUUGCAGGUUAUGCUAUGCCUGUUCAAUAUGCUAGUAUGGGUGUAUUAGCUUCUCAUCUUCAUACACGACAAAAAGCCUCCAUAUUUGAUGUAUCGCAUAUGCUUCAAUCUCGUGUUAUUGGUAAAGAUCGUAAAAAAUUCUUUGAAACAUUAGUGGUUGCCGAUUUACAUCAAUUACCUGUUGGACAAGGUACUCUAUCUGUUUUCACAAAUGAACAAGGAGGAAUUAUCGAUGAUACUAUCGUGAUGCAACACGAUGAUAGUCUUUAUGUGGUAUCUAAUGCGGCUUGUGCUGAUAAAGAUUUAGCUCAUAUUCGAAGGUAUCUAACUGAGUUUCAAAAUAAAGGAUAUGAUGUGGACUUUCAAGUCAUUACAGAUCAUUCCUUAAUUGCUAUUCAAGGUCCUAAAGCAGCGAUUGCACUUGAAUCAUUAGUAGGUAAAAGUCUGAAUGAUUUUAGCUUUAUGCAUGGUAAAUAUAUGGAUAUAGCGGGUGUACCUUGUCAUGUUGCUCGUUCUGGUUAUACAGGGGAAGAUGGAUUUGAACUUUCUAUCCCUACUGAAGAAAUUGUUCAUAUUACAGAGAAAUUAGUGUCUCAUCCUGAUGUUGAAUUAGCAGGAUUAGGUGCUCGAGAUUCACUUCGUCUUGAAGCAGGUCUUUGUCUAUAUGGUAAUGAUUUAGAUGAAACUACAACACCUAUAGAAGCUGGUUUAACAUGGACUAUUCCCAAAUCACGUCGUGAGACAGGUGGAUUCUUGGGUGCAGAGCAUAUAUUACCUCAGAUUAAAGGAGGUGUGACACGUCGUCGAGUAGGUCUCUUUAUUGAAGGUGCUCCUGCUCGUCAAGGUGCUGAAAUCUUGAAUGAGGAAGGAGAGAUGGUUGGUACUAUCACAUCAGGCUGCCCUUCCCCUGUUCUAAAGAAGAACAUUGCUAUGGGUUAUGUUAAAAAUGGACUUCAUAAGAAGGGCACUGAAUUAAACGUCAAAGUUAGAAAUAAGCUUCAAAAAGCAGUGAUUACCAAGAUGCCUUUUGUUGAAGCAAAGUAUCAUAAAUAGGGAUGCAGAUAAUCAUUCUUUGAAACAUUAUAUUAUUUAUAAAUAUGCAUUAUAUUUCUAGAAUAGCAUUCAUAGAUAAUAAAACAAAAGAGAUAUAUUUAUAUACAGACUGUCUAUGGUAGUUCAUAUACAUAUAUAUUGCUUGAUUCGUCUAUUAUAUAGUUGCAAAAUAUAUAUUUUAAUUUUUUAAGAGAGAUGAAAAAAAUAAAAUAAAAUAGCACCGUCCUUUAAUAAUUAUAAAU
Cokeromyces recurvatus is the source of this 1509-nucleotide messenger RNA. Its product is annotated as Aminomethyltransferase mitochondrial precursor. Gene Ontology annotation, biological process: glycine catabolic process. Gene Ontology annotation, molecular function: protein binding; aminomethyltransferase activity. The transcript is spliced from 5 exons. Gene Ontology annotation, cellular component: mitochondrion. Bases 56 to 1267 code for a protein of 403 amino acids. NCBI's taxonomy places the organism in Eukaryota, Fungi, Mucoromycota, Mucoromycetes, Mucorales, Mucoraceae. The record is from RefSeq and is a predicted model, not a curated record.